Messenger RNA from Protopolystoma xenopodis, 513 nucleotides. The record is from the annotation of a GenBank genome assembly. Lineage: Eukaryota; Metazoa; Platyhelminthes; Monogenea; Polystomatidea; Polystomatidae.
AUGGCGAGUAAGCUCGCCCCAAGGACUAGGGCCCUUUUGGACAAAAUUAUCAGAGUAGACCACGCGGGCGAAAUUGGGGCUAAUAGAAUAUAUCAAGGACAAUUGGCUAUUUUAGGAAAGACUCCCGAUGGGCCCACCAUUUCACAAAUGUGUGACCAGGAAAAGGUGCACUUGGCGACUUUUGAGGAGCUGAUCCCUAAAUACCGAGUAAGGCCCACGCUUUUGAGGCCACUUUGGGAUGUUUGUGGCUUUGCUCUGGGGAUGGGUACUGCUUUACUUGGUCGAGAAGCGGCAAUGGCCUGCACCGUUGCUGUUGAAUCAGUAAUCGGCGAUCACUACAAUGAUCAGAUAAGAGAAUUGAUGGCUGAGGAUCCAGAACAAUACAAGGCUCUGAUUGAGGUAAAUUGCGUUAUUGGUAAUUCGUUUCGCACUUGCGAUAUGCUAGUCUUUUUUGGUUUAGGUUUUUCUGCCCAAAGUGGCUCGAAGCCCUAUGAUAAAUCUAAGAGUAACUGA